AUGGACUCAGUGACAAUGGUCAUGUGGAAAAUUUGUGUUCUCGCAUUGAUACUUCCCUACACAAUUGGCUUCGUUCCUAAGGCUAAACCCUGUGAGAAAACAGUGGCUGAUAUUGUGUUUCUGCUUGAUGGUUCCGGAAGCGUGAAUGGAGAAAAGAGAACACUUCCCAUCACCAACGUUUGGGGAUUCUCGGCCACAUAUUCUGCUGGUUGGAUUACAGUCACAACGAAAUGGGGACUCAAAGCUGAAUUUGACGGUAGACACAGAGUGACUGUAAAGGUACCAGGGUCAUUUGCCAAUAAAUUGAGUGGGAUCUGUGGUGACUGUAACGGAAAGAAGGAUGACUACCGUACAAAAGAAGGGAGAGAUGUAUCGAAGGAAUCCAAUAAAUUCUCAUUAAUUGGAACUAGCUACAAAGUGGAUGAUGACAGCGACAAGCCGAACACCAAUGGAGACAAGUGUGUCCCGAUUUCGAAAUGUGGUUGCAACAAUAAUGGAAUCUACAUGGCUCUUAAUGAAGUUAUAAUUAACAAGAAAUGCACAAAGAAGACCAUGUGCUCAAGAAAUAACAAGCUGGAAACCAGUAAUCUGAAAGAAUGUACAGGCAAUCGAGAAUGUAUUAUUAAAAAUGGUGUUCGUGGUUGUAUAUGCAAACACGGAUUUCAACUCACAAAUGGAAAAUGCCUCAAAACAGCCUGUGAGAAAACAGUGGCUGAUAUUGUGUUUCUGCUUGAUGGUUCCGGAAGCAAUGAACACCGCGGAAACACACGGGUAUCAUACACUCGAAUGGUUGAUGUCAAACUUAAAGGCGUCACUAUUAGACUGUUGCCAAGGAAUAAAAUUCUCCUUAAUGAAGUUAUAAUUAACAAGAAAUGCACAAAGAAGACCUUGUGUUUAGGAAAAGACAAAUUGGAAACCAGUAAUCUGAAAGAAUGUACAAGAAAUCGUGAAUGUAUUAUUAAAAAUGGUGUUCGUGGUUGUAUAUGCAAACACGGAUUUCAACUCAAAAAUGGAAAAUGCCUCGAAACAGUUGGCAACUUUGACGCCUUACAUAGUAUUUCGGAGAAAAUAACGAAGAAGACAUGUGAAGUCGUUGAUGAUAGUGACAAGCCACAAAAGAAUUGUAACGUUACUGAUUUUGUUACUAAUUGUCAAGAUAAAGACGUAAACUCUUGCAAAAUUUUAUUGAAUAAAAAAGGACCGUUCGCUACAUGUCUACAAAAACUCGGUAACUCUGCAAAUGAUUAUUUCGAGUCUUGCAAAAUUGAUGCUUGUGCUUACAAGAAUUCGCCAAGAAUAUUCAAAACUGUCAUAUGUCAAGCGUAUGAAGCUCUGGCUAAAAAAUGUGAAGAAUUAAAUGUCCUGAUAAACUGGAGGCCAGAAGCUAAAUGUCCAAUGAAAUGUCCAAAGAAUAUGGUCUACGCCUACAACACAAGUGCCUGUCAACCAUCUUGUUCCGAUCAGAAACCAGUUUGUACAGAAGGAUUUAUGGAGGGUUGUGUUUGCAAACAUGGUUAUAUUCUCAGCGGUCAAAAAUGUGUACCAAUUGCUUCAUGUGGUUGCACCUUCGAUGGAAUGUAUUUAAAUGUCAAGUCGAAAUUUUUGCUAAAUGAUUGUUCGGAAAAAAUCAUUUGUCUACCUGGAGGUCAAAUCAAGAAACAACCUGGUUGUGGUUCAAACAGCGUCUGUGUAGUCCGAGGUGGUGAACGUGUGUGUGCCUGUAAAGAUGGCUUCCAAAUGAUUAAUGGAAUCUGUCGAAUGAUGCACAUGUUCAUUCGCGUCUCCGUGGCAUUUAUUGAAGGAAAACCAAUCAAGAAAAAAAGGGCCAAAGUUCCUAAAGAAUGUGCCAAGCUUUGUCUUCACAUUAAAACAUGCACAUCAUUUAACUUUGAUGAGUUGAGAGAAAUGUGCGAGUUGUUCUCUAUUAAUGCAGAGAAUUAUACUUUAGUUUCUGGCGAUUGUCCUUACAAAGAUUACUAUCAGCUUAUUGAGACUCUUGAUCGUAUCCCCGAACUUCCAAAAAUUCUACCUUGA
This is a messenger RNA of Acanthosepion pharaonis, 2034 nucleotides long. The record is from the annotation of a GenBank genome assembly. Lineage: Eukaryota; Metazoa; Mollusca; Cephalopoda; Sepiida; Sepiidae.